This is a messenger RNA of Chaetomium strumarium, 1472 nucleotides long. RefSeq lists its product as uncharacterized. The record is from RefSeq and is a predicted model, not a curated record. Gene Ontology annotation, biological process: fungal-type cell wall organization. Gene Ontology annotation, cellular component: fungal-type cell wall. Lineage: Eukaryota; Fungi; Ascomycota; Sordariomycetes; Sordariales; Chaetomiaceae. Gene Ontology annotation, molecular function: structural constituent of cell wall. Bases 189 to 1343 code for a protein of 384 amino acids. The transcript has 3 exons.
GGCUCCGUUCAUUCCUCCGCUCCUUUUCUUCCUCAAACAACUUCAGCUCCGGUGAUUCAGAAACCCAGCUUACAUUCCGCAGCGCAUCUCACUCAAGCCAAGUUGCUCGUUGAGUCCGGUCAAGCCUUCUUUGAAAAAGGGAUCUGAGUCAAAAGACUGCCAAUCGACAUAUUGGGAAAUCUCUCAUCAUGAAACUUCAUAUUUUCCUCGCUCAUUUGGCGAUGAUCGUCGGGAUUAUCGCACAAGGUGUGACCCAACAGAUCGCCCCUGAGGGCGGGCUGCCCGACAAUUGCGUCGGUACCAGAAACGGCAAGUUUCAAAUUUCGAUUUCGCCGCUCGUCGCUCCUGAUAAAAAACGCGACCUGGACCUCCAAGCGCGCGGUACCUGCGAUGCUGAAGGAAUCCUGACCUUGGAACUCAACAACACGGUCUUGACUGACUCUCAUUCACGUACCGGAUACAUUGCCUCAAACUAUCAAUUUCAAUUUGACCAACCCCCCCAGUCGGGCGCAAUCUAUACUGCCGGCUUCUCUAUCUGCCAGAACGGGUCUUUGGCUUUCGGCCCAUCCACCAUCUUUUGGAGGUGCCGCUCGGGCACCUUCUGGAAUCUGUACGACCGCUGGUUCGCGGAGCAAUGCGAACCAGCGGAAGUCGUGGUUUUGCCCUGCGUGGAGAAUCCCACGCCGUCCGCCGACCAGGGGAGUGUGGUUGGCACCCAGGUAGUGACGACAACGAUUGUCUCACCGCUUGCAGAUGGACAGCCGCAGGUAGUCACGACCACGACGGCGAUUCUCAUCUGCCAAAUUGGUGAUGGUCGGUUCCUCGUUCCGUUUUCUGCCUGCCACCACGUGAUGAGACAUAUCAGACUGACGAGAAACAGGCCAAAUUCAGGUGCACACAACGCCCUGCGGAGCCGCUGUGACCACCCCGAUGGUCACGUACACCGCCCCGCCCGUUUCUCAAGGCCCCGAUGGGCAAAUUCAAGUCACUGGGGUGGGUUCGCAUACCACGUCGACCGAUCAGCCGACAACCACCUCCGGUCCUGUUGGAGUACCGACCAGCGCUCCGCAAGUUGGCGCCGCCAACCGUAUUCGGGGUCGUGUGGUGAGUGGUGGGGUGGUUCAAACCGCACUUGCGGUUGGCGUGGCAAUGGUAUUCUGGGUCUGUUGAGUUGGGGGAAGCCAAAGGAAUUGGUCAUGGGAAAUGUUUUGCUUUUAAAUUUGCGUCUCGUGCUCUUUUCUAUGGGAUUGAUGGGACCAGGAUCGACACCGGCAGGGAGUUACAGGGGGGUUCUCGGUAGUCAGAAAUCUCAUCGCUGGUCCCAACAACAUGUGAUACCAUAACGGGAGAAUGGCUGACUUGCCGGCGAUGAUAAUGUGGUCGACGCGGUUUUGAAGUUCAGGUUUACAUCAACUACUAGGACUGGAAUGGCGGCAUGACAUGACACAUACGACUUUCUCGAGAACUCAUUG